Molecule: messenger RNA, 4872 nt
Organism: Funneliformis mosseae
Lineage: Eukaryota; Fungi; Glomeromycota; Glomeromycetes; Glomerales; Glomeraceae
Source: the annotation of a GenBank genome assembly
AUGGUGAUGUAUAAUUAUAAAGUGAGAGGUUCUCCGAUAUUUUCAUUAAAAACGGUUUUUCUUUUAUUUUUUAUUGUAAAUGUAACAAAUUCACAAUCUCCCGAAGUAACGUAUGUAACACAUCCAGAAAGUGAAUCGGGUUUAAAGAUCGUUCAAGCUGAUUCAUAUAUUACCAAUUCCGCUAUCUGUUUUCGUUUAGCUAAAAAAAGUCCAUAUUUCGAAGGAUGUAAUGAAGAAACAGUUUACUUAAGAUUACUAAAACAAGAUGGUAACGUUAGGAACUUGGAUUUUACUGGUCUACCUCAAGAAAGUUUUUGUAGAGGUAGUCCUGUUGGUGUUUCAUUUCAUAAAAAACAUCAUAAAAACAAAGAUUAUUGUAAAUAUGGUGAUCCUGAUCCAAAAUGUGGAAAAAUGCCAAAUGAACCAGGUGGUGGAGGAGGAACUCCAAAUGCACCCGGAGGUGGUGGUGGUGCGCCAAACGCACCAGGAGGUGGCGGUGGAGGAACUCCAAACGCACCCGGAGGAGGUGGCGGUACGCCAAACGCACCAGGAGGGGGUGGAGGAGCGCCAAACGCACCAGGAGGUGGUGGAGGAACGCCAAACGCACCAGGCGGGGGUGGAGGAACGCCAAACGCACCAGGAGGUGGUGGAGGAACGCCAAACGCACCCGGAGGUGGUGGAGGAACGCCGAAUGCUCCAGGAGGAGGUGGUGGUGGUGGUACGCCAAACGCACCCGGAGGUGGUGGAGGAACGCCAAAUGCUCCAGGAGGAGGAGGUGGUGGAGGUGGAGGUGGUACGCCAAAUGCUCCAGGAGGUGGAGGUGGUACUCCAAACGCACCCGGAGGAGGUGAUGGUACCUCAAAAACCCCUACCGCCCCUGGUGAUGGAAAAACACCUGGAGGCGGAGGACCUGGAACACCAGUCGAUGAAUCUGACGUGGUAUCAGAUAGUAUAGUAAUUUAUGCAAUAUCAGGAGAAUAUAUUCUUAUUACAUAUUCUUGUAACGGUUCGAUUUGUGGUAAAGUUGUAAAUUGGGAAGGUGAAACAACAGAUGAAAUGCAAUUUAAGGAUGUAUGUACGGACAGUAGAAUUGUCAAGAGUAUGUAUGACGAUAAUGACAAUGGUGGAUUCUUAUAUGCUUGUUAUAAACAAGAAACGGAAACGAUCAUUUGGACAACCUAUACGGCACCAAAUAUCGAAAAUAAUAAGGUAUUAGAAAAGAACAGCGGAGUAAUAAGGAAUAUAACAAAAUUUUCCUCCAAUUUAACACAUAUAUUUGGAACCGAAGAUGGAGGGUAUUCGAUAGUAGUAGGAGAUUAUAAUAGUAAAGUGGAAGAAGCAUUUAUGCCGCCAUGGACUAUAUCAGUGUAUUUUAUACCAAUAGAUAGUAAUGAACAUAAGGGACCAUAUGAGCUUUAUUCACAAACAACAGAAACAGUUACAGCAUUAGAAAUAAAGAGAUGUAAUAUAGCAUAUCAAAUGUACGGUUAUAGUUGUAUAAUACAUUAUAUCACACCUGCAGGGAGAAAAUUCCUAGAUAUAGAUUUCGUAUCGUCAGGAGCUAUAUUGAAUACAUUUGAAUUUGUAGUGGAACAAAUACCUGCCGAUAGUGAGGUGAUUGAUAUCGAAACACUCUAUUAUGGUGGAUUUUGUAUUGUCGCUACUACACAAGAUAAUAAUAUACAAGGAUUCGCUUAUAGUAAUAAUGGUACUUUUGGUAAAAUUUGGGGAUUACCUACUAAUAAUACCUAUAGUUCGGAAUUUGGUGUAAAAACCGAUAAUACCGUUUGGGCUAUUGCUGAUACGAAUAAAGCAUAUGAAUGGACUUGUGUUAUGUCAACCGCUCUUCAAUCAUACACAACAAUUGAAGGAGGAAAUGGACAAGGACCAUUUGGUGGACCAGGAGGAUAUGGUUCAUCAACGGUAGAAAGUACAGUACCAGAAAAAUAUGCAAAAGUAUCAACAAAUCUUAAAGAAGUCGCAAUCACAUACAAACCAUCUAUUGAAUCAUCAACUGGAACCGUUUCAUUUUAUCAAACGAGUGAAAAUGGUGAUGACCCUAUACUUAAACAAAUAGUGCAAACAAAUGAUCCAAAUUAUGUUACAAUAAAUGGAAAUGAAAUGUUAGUUAAAGUAGCAAAUUUUACCUUUAAUAAAGGAAAUACUUCUUAUGAAAUUAUUGUUGAUAAUGCAGCUGUUAAAGCUAGUGGACAAAAUCUUGUUGGUAUUAGACAAGGUGCUUGGAUAGUUGCUACGCUUUCAGAUAAUGUUGAAACAUCCGAAAAAAAUCUAGGUGGCAAGAAAGCGACCGUUCUAUUGACAGCAAAAGGAACUGAAAAAUUUAUAAAAUCAAAUAAAGCUGAUAAAGAGAAAUAUGUUAAUGAUAUGUCUACUGAAAUUACAAAAGUGCUUGCAUGUGAUCCCGGUCGUAUUUCUAUACCAAGUGAUAGAUAUCAAUAUAAUCAAACCUUACCAGAUCAAAUCUUAUUGCGCGUAGAUAUUAAAGAAUCCAAAGCACCAAAUGAACUUGUACCGUAUAGUUUAAUAAAGGCUUUGAAUGAAGCGAUUCGCUUUAAAAAUAUUUCGUCUAUAUCAAGAGAAGAACAUACAAACGAUUUAGAUUCCCUAUAUGGAGCCGAACAAACUUCUAAUUUAUGGGGGAAUUAUAGAUGGAUAUUAUUGGGAGUUGCAUUAGGAUUAUUGAUUUUAUCAAUAUUUUGGAUCUUGGCAAUGAGAAAGUACAAGAAAGGAAGGAAUUUCUUGGCAAUUUUCUUUUUCCCACUUGUUAUAAUAGAUUUCUUUUUGGAUAUUAUAGUAUUAGCAGAACACGGACGAGAUCGAAAUUGGUUCAAUAUCUGCUGUUACGUCUUUUUAAUAAUACCAUUAUUAUUUAAUUCGAUAAUUGCGUUAAUUAUUAUAAGUAAACAAUUAAAGGAAUCGUCCUCAUUUACAAAGUGGUGGAAAAGGUAUUCAAAAAGUGCAUUAGGUUUCACAUUCUUGUCAAGUAUAGAUUUGGAAGCAUUGAAUUUUGCAUCAUCAAAAUGUGGUGGCAAAGAAUUAUUAAAUGCGAGAUUCACGGAACCAGGAUUAAAAGAAAUUUCGAAAUAUGCUAUGAUUAUAGUAUUAAUUGAAGAUCUACCGCAACUAAUAAUUUAUUCAUUAUAUCAAAGAUAUACAGCCAAACCAGCAAUUAUACCUAUAUUGGCAUUGUCAUCAGCAUGCAUAGUACUCUUAUUUAAAAUAAUUUCGUCUAUUUAUUUAAUAUAUAUUUAUAAGCCUGAUAAACCUAUGACAAGUACAAUAGAAAAGGAUGAUGACUUAGGUAGCGAUACAAGUAGUUUGGAAGAAGGUGAAAAGGGCGGAUCAAGAAAUGAAGCGGCACCUAUAACUGAUACUACCACUGAUCGUCCAACUGGAGGAGUAACCGAGUUUGAUGAUGUUGGUAGAUCUGUUGAGCCUCAAUCAUCCGAAAUGAAUAUAGUGUCCUCAGAAAAAGAACAGGUCACGUCUCACAUUCCCACUAAUAGUAAAAAUGAUGAUAUUGAAGGUGUAGGAAAAAUGGCAGGAAUCGUAGGAGUUGCUAGUUAUCAUGACGUUGAUCAUGAUCAUGAUCAUAAAUCUCAAAACGGUGAUAUAGGAGAUUUUGGCAAAGCGAGUCGAGAACAAGAAGAACUAAAAAGUACUGCAGUAGGGGGCAGAACGGAAGAAAGUACUGCAAUUAGCACUGCCACUCGUACCAUAUCAGAAACUGAAAAUGUCACCGGUUAUAGGACUUUUUCACAACCUGGUGAAGGUGAAACCGAAACUAAGUACACCUUUGAAACCACAGAAUAUUCAACGAGUAACGUUGGUGGUUUUGUAGUUCAUAGUAGGAGUGAAGGUGUUGGUGAACCUGAAUAUUUUUCUAUCGGUACCCACGCCAAGUAUUUUACGGAAAAUGGUAGAAUUAAAAAGCACACUGAUGAUGGUGAAGGAGAUGAUACUUACACCGAAUAUUAUAUUGAAAAUGGAGAAAUUAACAAACAUACUCGUACCGAAUAUUAUUAUACAGAAGAUGGUAAAAUUAUAAAACGUACUGUUAAGGAUGGUGAUGAAACUGAACAUUAUUCAAUUGGUACACAUUCUGAAUAUUACACAAAAGAUGGUAAAAUUAAAAAUCGCACCGAUAAUAAGGAUGUUGGUGAAGGAGAUGAUACUUAUACCGAAUAUUAUAUUGAAAAUGGUGAAAUUAAAAAACGUGCUCUUACUGAAUAUUAUUAUACCGAAGAUGAUAAAAUUGCAAAACGUGUCGUCGGUAAGAAUGGUGUUGAAACUGAAUAUUAUACUAUCGCUCAUACCGAUUAUUAUACAGAAGACGGUAACAUUAAAAAACGCACUUACAGUAAGGAUGAUGGCGAUAUUUACACCGAAUAUUAUAUUGAGGAUGGUGAAAUUAAAAAACGUACUCUUAUUGAAUAUUUUUAUACCGAAGGUGAUAAAAUGAAAAAACGUACCGUUAGUGAUGAAAUUUAUUCUAUUGGUACUCCUAAUGAAUAUUAUACAAAAGAUGGUAAGAUUAAAAAACGUAAUAGUAAGGAUGAUGGUGAAGAUGAUAAUUUUACCGAAUAUUAUAUUGAAGAUGGUACAAUUAAAGAAUGUACACGUAUUGAACAUUAUUAUAUCGAAGAUGGUAAACUUAUAAAACGUACCAUUGUUAAGGAUGAUGAUGAAGGAGGUAGUACUCGUGUUAAAUACUAUGCUGAAGAUGGUAAGAUUAAAAAACGUAUCUUGAAGAGUAGAUCUGAUAAAUCUGAUAGUUCUUCAUCUAGUAGUAGUAGUUCGGAUGAUGAUUCUAGUGAUGAUGAAACCAAAGAAAAAACAAAACAUAUCUAG